AUGUCUGUAGUAAAACCUGAUACGUCGCUUCCUAAUUCUACCUCGCUAAAUACAACUCAUGCCGAAAAUUCUACCCCGCAAGUGACUCUAAAUCCCACCACAGCUCUAGAAAAGUAUAAAAAGAAGGAUUCAAGCAGAGUUGUCGUACGGUUCAGGGCCAUAGGAAAUGCUCCUAUUUUAAAACAAAAUUUCUAUAAAAUAGGCGCGUCUAGUAAAUUUCAAGCCGUGAUCCAAUUCCUAAGAAAGGAACUCAAUUACAAAGCAUCUGACCCUUUGUUUUUAUACAUAAACAGCGCAUUUUCCCCAGCUCCUGACGAGAUUGUUUCCAAUUUGCAUAAGUGUUUUAGUACAGAACAACAUUUAAUAAUAAAUUAUUGCACCAGUGCCGCUUGGGGUUGA
Messenger RNA from Acaulospora morrowiae, 399 nucleotides. NCBI's taxonomy places the organism in Eukaryota, Fungi, Glomeromycota, Glomeromycetes, Diversisporales, Acaulosporaceae. The record is from the annotation of a GenBank genome assembly.